UGUAUUUGACUUUUUUUUUUCUUUAGUCGAGAUUAUACUCACAAACACUCCUUUGCACAUCCAACGCCAAAACUAAGAAAAGGAAAAACACAGACAAGAUGACAGAUUUUUGUCAGCAAAGAAGAAAGAUUUGGUCCAUCAGAAUGCGAUUCACGUUGAGAUGAUCCGGAAAGAGCAAAGACAGCAAAUACUUCACACAGAGUUCAGCAUCAAUCCACACAGGAAAUUACACAUCAUACCAGACAAACCCAUGUCCAGGAAACAGAAAGAAGUGAUUUCAGAGAACUUGGACUUCAUUGAGGCCUUCCACAAAGCUCGCCAGGAGCCGACUAAGAAAUAUUCAACACCACUGACUGAGAGUCAAGAGAUUGGAUGGGUGUCCACUGCUCUGAUCCCUACCAAUCGUAAUGACGGCAGAUUCAAUUUCUACCGCCACAGCUCAGACAUCACCAAACAUCAAGAGUCUAUCCUGCGCUCUUCAAAAUAAACCUUCAAUAGAUUGGUAUACAUUUAAUGUUCCCUCAUUUAUUGCUGGGAUUGGUUCCCCAAUAGCCCACAAUAAGUGAAAUAAGUGUAUAAAUAAGUAUAUAACAUGUCUAAGGCUGUAAAACCCCUCACUAUACAAUUUAAACACCUUCUCAGAUAGGCAUGAACAUUUUUAUCACAUUUGUCUCUUGUUUUAAACACUCUCAAAUUUCAAAUUUAAUUUGAAUUAUAAUGAUUAAUUUAGCAGAUUGGAGACUUGAAAAUAAGACUCACGAAUUC
This is a messenger RNA of Doryrhamphus excisus (bluestripe pipefish), 765 nucleotides long. RefSeq names its product cilia and flagella associated protein 144 (gene cfap144). NCBI's taxonomy places the organism in Eukaryota, Metazoa, Chordata, Actinopteri, Syngnathiformes, Syngnathidae. Gene Ontology annotation, cellular component: ciliary base. The record is from RefSeq and is a predicted model, not a curated record.